This is a messenger RNA of Hypoxylon trugodes, 1534 nucleotides long. RefSeq lists its product as uncharacterized. The coding region runs from base 178 to 1350 and encodes 390 amino acids. The record is from RefSeq and is a predicted model, not a curated record. The transcript is spliced from 9 exons. NCBI's taxonomy places the organism in Eukaryota, Fungi, Ascomycota, Sordariomycetes, Xylariales, Hypoxylaceae.
GCUUUAUAUAUAUAUAUUUAUAUGUUAUUUUACCUUCUGAUGUCUUGAUCGUGCUCUAGAACGAACGUGUUAAAACAGUAUUGUCCAUCCAUCGACUCAUUAUUAAUUCCUUGCUCCCACAGUUUGUCCCUCAAUAUAUCAUUCGUUAUCUAAGCGGGUUAUAUCCUAUUGCCCAUAAUGUCAACUAUAUCUAGUAACAGCGAUAUUUCUACCAUGCUCUAUGUCUUUAGCGCGAUUUUUGGCUUAAUCCCAACCAUUGCCGUCGCGCUACGCUUCCAAGUUCGACGUAGAAUACAGUCAUCGUUUAAAUGGGAUGACUGGGUCAUUUUAUUUGCUCUGCUUUCGUGCAUCACGAUGGCCAUAUCGAUUGUUGUUGGAACGGCCGCUGGAGGAAUGGGGCGCCCUUUGAGGCGCGAUAUCUACGGGAAUCCUAUUUACGAUCAUCAGUAUGUGAUCUACCAGAAGAUAAAUUAUGUGAUCGACCUUGCCCAAUUGUUGGCUCUCGGACCUACUAAAGUAUCUGUGCUUCUCCUUUACCGGCGGAUAUUUGGCAUCGACAAGCGACGUUUUAACGUCAUAUCUGGGCUGCUUAUUACUAUGGUUAUUGCGUGGACAAUCGUUUUUUUCUUCACAAAUGCUUUUCAAAAAACCCCCGUCUCCGAAGUUUGGGCGGAGAAACCGUCAGAAAACUUUGGGACCUUUGCAAACACCACAGACAUGUAUUUGGCGCAGUCGUACAUCGAUGUAGUCCUAGAUGUGCUGAUAAUAACGCUCCCCGUUCCACUAAUUUGGAAACUACAGAUGUCGUGGAAGAGAAAGCUGCAGAUUAGCGCCGUUUUCCUCUUGGGUACGAUAACCACCGGUGCCAGUAUCGCCAGAACCGUCGUUCAAUACGGUGUGGCUAAAGAAUUCGAUGCCCAUAAUGUGGAUACAACGUACUAUGUUGUUCCCGUCGCAUACUGGCCAUUGAUAGAGGCAGCUUUAGGUAUCGUCGCUGCCUGUUUGCCUCUGCUCCGUCCCGUCGGUCAGAUCUACUCUUUGGGGGACCUAGUCCUCGUUUCUAGUGAGAUGAUGUCUUCGGUAUUUAGAGUAUCCAGCCGUGACAGUCGAAAAUCAAAUCGUGGACACACGAAUCAAAGCGAGAGCGGAGAUAGAGCAGCCACCGGCUACGGAGAUACUCCCGGAGACGACAAGUGGCUUAAAAUAUAUAGCACCUCAUUAUUACAACAGACCGUUGACAAUGAGACUCAUAUCGAGUCCCAAAUUGUCCCACCUCCCUCUGUGCACAGUGCUCCAGGUGAUGGUAUCAGAUGCGAAAAAGGAUACAAAGUUGUCUAUGGACCAGACUAGAAAGAAAUUUCUCAGGGUUAAAUGUACGGUGAAAGAUUGUGAAUUACUUUUGUAUUUUUUAUGGUCACGUAUCACAGUUACUAGUGUCUAAACGUAUGUAUCUACGUAUCUAUAUAUGUACCUAGGUAUGUACCUAGGUAUCUAGUUAAUGGGAGUGUCCCUUAAGCAUCAUCCACAUUGCGUA